CCCGAGGUUGGGCCUAGUAAUAGAAAGUGUGACCAUAAAUAGGGCAAAAUGAACGACCCAUUCAUCAUGUUUCGGCCCACCAUCGUAUUCACCAUCCCUCCGCCACAACUACCGAGUCUGAUUCAUUCUACUUCACAGCAAAACCAGCAGAGUCGUCAACAAUCGGCGAACCAUGUCGACCCUAAUGCGCAGAGCCACCUCCAACCUCCAUCUCUAUCGCACCCACCGCUUCCACACCUCCACGGCUCCACAAAUCAAAGACACCGGUCUCUAUGGCGUCGACUACUUGAAAGCUCCCAAAGGCUUUCAACGUUUCGUCGACGAAGCCAUCGAGCGGUCUGGUGAGCUCAUUAAUUACAUUUCUGGGAUGUCUUCAUCUGCAGAAAUCCUCCAAGCCAUGGAUGAGAUAUCAGACACAGUCUGUUCAGUUGUGGACUCAGCCGAACUGUGUAUCCACACUCAUCCAGACAGGGAAUUUGUUGAGGCGGCGAACAAAGCGUCAAUGAGAAUUAACGAAUAUCUACAUUAUCUCAAUACAAACCAUUCCCUAUAUAAUGCGGUGAAAAGAGCUGAGCAAGAUGGUAGCUUGCUAACCCAAGAAGCUCAAAGGACAGCUCAUCACCUUCGUGUUGACUUUGAGAAGGGCGGAAUUCAUCUUUGUGCUGAAAAGUUGGAUCGAGUUAAUAAGCUAAAUAUUGGGAUAUCUCAGCUAUGUAGGGAGUUCAGUGAGAAUAUUAUCACUCACCCAGGUUAUGUGGAUAUAUUUCCGGCAUCGCGUAUCCCAAAAGUCUUGCAUCAUCUCGUUAAGCCCAUUUAUCGUUCCACAUCCAGUACAGCUAGGGAAUCAUUCAAGUCAAGAGAUAACAUGAAAGAGAAAGGAUUUCGGAUAGUAACAGAGCCAAAUACUUUGUCCUUUAUACUACAGUGGGCAUCAGAUGCUGAGGUUAGGAAGAUGGCAUAUGUUCAAGGGAAUUCUGUCCCCCGCGAGAACCUUGGUAUUCUUGAUAAGCUUAUAGCUGCUCGCCAUGAGAUUGCUCAGAUAAUGGGAUAUAAAUCGUAUGCUGAAUUUUCAGUCUGUCCAAAUAUGGCUUCAACGCCAGAGGUUAUAAUGUCCUUUUUGCUUGAGAUGAGCAAAAUGGUCAGGCCCAAAGCUGACGAGGAGUUCAAGAAAAUUUGGGAUUUUAAGAGAGAAAAAGUUGGCCAAACACAUGGAGAUUUAGAGCCAUGGGAUGAAGCACACUUUACAGGGUUGAUGAAGUCUUCUGCUUACAACUUGAACUCCGUGGUUGUUGCAUCGUAUUUUCCUUUACCACAGUGUAUUGAGGGUUUGAAAGUGCUGGUUGAAUCACUGUUUGGUGUGACAUUUCGUAGCAUCCCUAUAGCACCUGGUGAAUCAUGGCAUCCAGAUGUGCUUAAGAUGUCUCUCCAUCAUCCUCAAGAGGGUGACUUGGGUUACUUAUACCUUGAUUUACAUUCAAGAAAGGACAAGUAUCCUGGCUGUGCUCAUUUUGCCAUUAAAGGGGGUCGCCGUAUCUCUGAAACAGAAUACCAACUUCCUGUUGUAGCCCUUGUGUGCAAUUUUUCGGGUUCACAUAAUUCAUCAACUGUGAGGCUUAACCACUGGGAAGUAGAAACUCUUUUUCAUGAGUUUGGGCAUGCUCUUCAUUCAUUGCUUUCAAGAACGGAUUACCAACAUUUUUCUGGUACCAGGGUGGUUCUUGAUUUAGCUGAAACGCCUUCAAACCUCUUUGAGUACUAUGCAUGGGACUAUCGUGUCCUGAAGACAUUUGCUAAACACUAUUCAACUGGUGAAGUAAUACCGGAGAAAUUGGUGGAUUCAAUGAAGGGUGCAAAAAAAAUGUUUGCUGCAACUGAGAUGCAACGUCAGAUCUUUUAUGCGUUAAUAGACCAAACUCUUUUUGGGGAACAGCCAUCCUCACCAAGAGAUACAAUCUCUGUUGUUGCGGAUUUGAGAAGACGACAUACCAGUUGGAAACAUGUGGAGGGUACACAUUGGCACACCCGAUUUAAUCACCUUCUAAAUUAUGGUGCAGGUUACUAUAGCUACUUGUAUGCCAAGUGCUUUGCAGCAACCAUAUGGCACAAUAUAUGCGAGGAGGAUCCACUAUCAUUAGCAACGGGAUCUGCUCUUCGGAUGAAUUUCUUGCAGCAUGGGGGAGCCAAAGACCCAGCCACUUUGUUGAAUGAUCUAGUAGGGAAUGGGAUUCUGAUGUAUCGUAAUGGAGGUAUAGUUCCCGAUAUUACAUGCCUUUGCAGUGAAAUGGAGCUCUGUAAAGAUUAUUAGCAAGAGCUACUUCUGGACGGAUGCGAAAAAAGACACAGCGGGGAAAUUACUUGGAGUUGCCGAGGUGUUUCACAUUCGUACACUGGUUAGUUUGAGAAAUGGCACAAUUCUAGUAUGUUCUUAACAUCACUCGCUAACAGUGUUGCUGAGGUAGCCAGGUCUCCUUUGUCAAGGAUGCAUGUGGAGCUGAAGAACUACGGCUGAGUAUUUAUUUAUUUAUUUUUAUUAAAAAAUGAAUAAUUCACUACAUCAUCUAUAAUUACAGAGGACCGAUCAAUGUUUUUAAUGGUGCAUAAUGAUCUCUGAUACGACGGCAUUUUUCACAUUUUGCCUAGUACGGCACAAGUGUCAUAAAUUAAUAGAGAUACUGGUCCUUAAAAAUUAUAAGUUAUCAUUGAAUUAACCUAUGGCUCAGAAAUAAAUAAAAUAAAAGAGCUUUGUGUUAAAUUUACUAUUA
Molecule: messenger RNA, 2762 nt
Organism: Cornus florida
Lineage: Eukaryota; Viridiplantae; Streptophyta; Magnoliopsida; Cornales; Cornaceae
Product: mitochondrial intermediate peptidase, mitochondrial
Exons: 17
Coding region: 173-2305 (710 amino acids)
Biological process (GO): peptide metabolic process; proteolysis
Molecular function (GO): metalloendopeptidase activity
Source: RefSeq, a predicted model, not a curated record